AGCAAUGGCGGAGGCGGAGGGAGUCGCAUCCAGAGUGGACGGUGGCGAUGUUCUACCUCUGCCAAAGGUGCUGCCAUGGACCUCAACAGCUGGAUCCUCCCUCUCCCACUCUGCUGAUGCACAUGUGAAAGUGGAGGACCAAAAAGGCCAAUUAAGUAAUCACUCUAUUUCGACUACUGGGCAAAGUGUGAACUCUGGAACCAAACAAGAUUUUUCUGUGCUUCGUGUUGAUGACAAGCAAAGACUUGCAAAGGAACGUAGGGAGGUACGACAAAAGCAGCAAGCUGCAAGGGACCAACUAUUGCUUGAGAAAGAGGAAAAAGCAAGACAACAUUAUGAAAAACAACUUGAGGAGCGUAAGAAGAAAAUUGAAGAACAGAGACUAAAAGAGGAAAGGCGACGUGCAGCUGUAGAAGAAAAACGGAAGCAAAGACUUCAAGAAGAAAAGGAACGACAUGAAGCAGUUGUACGCCGCACGAUUGAGAGAAGUCAAAGAAUAAAGCAGAAGUCCAAUCGGUGGUCAUGGGGUGGAGCCCUACAAAGCAAUGCAGCAAUCAACCGAGAUGAUGCAGAUAGGCGAUCAGUAUCUACAAUGAACCUUGCAAAAAAUGCUGAUCCUGUCAUUAGCAAGCGGCUGUCAUCCUCAUCUGCAACAUUACUAAAUUCUCCGGACAGAGCUCGACGUUUGCAGCUCAGUCCUUGGGAAAGUAAUAUUGUCAAUCGCCUGCUGACGCCUACUCAUUCGUUCUUAGCCAGGAGCAGAAGUACAGCUGCUUUGUAUGGAAAUGGUCAGGAUUCAGUAUCUGCCAGCUCUAUUGCCCCACCAACUUGUAAGAAUCUUCACAAUAGGACGUCUGACUGGUCAAGGUUCGUAGUUGGCAUACCUGAUGUCAGUGGACAGAAGAAAUCCCCUUAUCAUCCAAAGGUUGACAAAAAAGAAAAAGAGAGAGAAAAUGAAAGGGAGAAGAAUGCACUUGUAGCUUUAACCGCGAAUGCAACAGUGAAAAAGUCAAAUUCUCCUUUAAUCGUGAAACAUAAGUCACCAGUGCCAUCCACAGUCCGAUCAUCAACAAAAGUAUCAACUUCUGCAGUGAAUGAGAAACCUUUUGAUCUGCCACCUGACUCAGUAAAGAGUUCAUUAAACCUGCAACUACCUUCUCCAGGAAAUGUUGGCCCAGUCAAAACUUCUGAGUGUGAGAAAAAGGAUCAAGAGAAAGAAAGACUACAAGAUGAAGAAAAUGCAGAUAAACAGCUUCCUGUCUCCCCUCCAACAGCAUCAGUUAAGCAGCCCAUGUCUGUUGAAGAGUCUGCUACAAAACCAGAGUGUAAAGAAAUUGAUCAAGUCAUACUGUCGUCUACUCCUGGUAAAACCACAGCAGGUACUACUGAUCCAGCAGAAGCUACGAGACUUCUGGCCGAGAAACGGCGAAUAGCACGGGAACAGAGGGAUCGGGAAGAAGAGGAGAAAAGAGAACAAGAGGAGAAAGAAAGGCAAAUGAAAGAAGAAAUGUUCAGACGAAAAUCUGAAGAGAAAGCUCGUCGAGAAGAAGCAGCUCGGAGACUUGAGGAAGAGAGAAAACUUCGAGAAGCACAGCAAAAACUUGAAGAGGAGCAACAAUUUCUGGAGGAAAAGGCUCAAAAAGAAAGACUUGAAAUAGAGCGUUUGCAAAAGCAAAAAGAAGAUGAUGCUCGUGCUAGAGAAGAAGCUGAGAGAUUGCGAAUAGAACGUGAAAAACACUUUCAAAAAGAAGAACAAGAACGAAUGGAAAGGAAAAAGAGGCUUGAGCAAAUCAUGCAAAGAACAAGAAAAUCUGACACUUCUGAAAAGAAGGAUAAUCGUGUAAGUCUAACCGAGCAGAGAAAUGGAGAAGUACAUAAAUUAGCAUCUCUCAAUGAAGCAUCCAGCCAGAAUCCUAACUUAACCGAAGCAAUACCAAAAGUCCCAGAAGAAAUGGUGGAUCAAGAGACAGUAAUUAAAAAUGUGGACAAUAAGGUGGAAUUUGUAGACCAUUCUCAAAUAGAUAAAGCAUGUCCUGCUGCCGAGAAAAUCAUUAGAGAGAAUGGAGUUUCUGUGCAAAAUGAAAACUUUGAAGAUUUUAUUGAUCUCUCACUUGAGAUAAAAGCUACUAGAGUAGCCACAGAAACUAGAAGUGAUAAUUGUCAGGGUAAAGAUGACAUUCCUGUGAAUCCUAUUAUUGCAUUUGAGGAAAAUGGAUCUGUGGAGUUAUUGACCAAAGUAGAAAGCAUUCAAACUCAUCAAACAACAGAGGUGAUUUAAGAACAUUGAGCAGGAAUAACAAAGUGUGAUGUUCAGUAAGCACAGUCACAGCAACUGGAUUUCCAUUUGUUUCACAUCAUGAGGGAUUGAAGUGCCACCAUUUUGCUAUCCAGCAUCUAAUUUUUAAAAAGCUAGAAACUAGCCGCAACUUUGAAAAUGGAAAUAUGAACUUGAGAUGUGGUUAGCGAGGAAUUCAUCAUUGCUAACUGAACAUCUAGUUAACUCUGAUCACUGGUUAAUCAUGCUUAGUAUGCAUUGUAUAUAAACUGCUUUUCCAACAUAUUCCUUCAGGAAAUUGACAUUCUUCUACAUAAUAUGACAAAUGAGAAUGACAAAUUUGUGAUGGUGAAGGGCAGUACUUCAAAACUAGCAGUACUUUCACUUUUCAGAAACCUAUUACUUGAAUAAGCCUGGUUGCGCUGAACAUAGUUGGUAAUGAGGCCGUAUAGAUAGAUACUUAAACCAAUUGUUUAAAUAUGGCAUGGAGAGUUCUGCCAAGUUCUCUGUAAUCUCAUAAAUGCCAUUUUAGAUACUUCUCUAUUGUCUCCAAUUCAGAAUUUUAUUAACACCAGGUCUAAUAGAAAAAUAUCGAAAAUAGUGUGUAAUUAAUUGGAUCUAAUGGCAAAUCUGUGAAUAAUUAAUAAAGGACCUGUUGCACAACAGUUGUUGUUUACCACAAGGAUACUUUGAGGCACAUUAGUUAUGCCAGUUAGAUGUCUCAAACCGUGUAAUGAUCUGAUGAGAAGACACUUGAAAUUUACAUGAUACAAGUUAAAUAUGACUAGUUUUCAAUUGCCACAUCAGAUCAUGAGAUUAACUAAAAGUGAUUUAUGAAGUCUUAAUUUGUGCUUGUUUCAGAGCAAGAAACUGGAUUUGUACCUGGAGUUUGAGAUGGCAUUCCUUCUGUGACUUUCGAGCACUAGAUUUUGAGUCUUUAAAUUUAACUCCUUGGUAAUUUACUGCGCAAAUGAAGCUCAUAACUCCAUUUCAUGUUUAGAUCUUGCUGCUACAGAGCAUGACUGUAAAACCUUGCACUUUCUCCUUGAGUAGUAAAAUUAUUGCAGACAAUACUAAAUAUGAUCAGAAUUCAGUUUUUUUCUCUCGAGAAUUAUGAUUAAAAUACUUUGCGAGAGUCCUUUAUUCAUAAGUGAUCAUUACAGGAAAUAAGUAUAUAAAAUAGGUUAAUUUAAAACCAGCUGGUGUACAUUUUGUGAUAAAUGAAAGGCUGGAUCUAAGCUUUUAAAAUCUUCAUCCAUCCACAAGUAUAAAAAAGCCAUUUAGCAUUUGUUCAGUAAUCAUUGUAUAGCGGCAUAUUCUGUUCGCUUUCAUUUUUUCUGUAUCAUCUAUUCAUCCAUGUAUAUAGAAAUUAUUUAAAAAUGGGGAAGAAUCUUUACAUUUUCUUUAGCUUUGUUUUAAUCUGUAUAGAUGGGUGUACAAAAAUUCUUUUGAGUUAAUAUUUUUAGAUUCUAAAUUGGUUUUCAGUUGUAAUAUGAUAAUUGCCACACUAAUCAAGUGUGUGUUUUUUUUGCUGAUUUACUUUUACCAGUGGAAUGUUCUGAAUUGAUUUAUUUUCUACUGCAGAGUCUAUUCUUAGUGGUUCAGGUCUUUGUACUUCUUUCCUGCCUAAUUGCAAUACAAAACAAUGAACUAAAUGAAUUUUGUGUUUGUGAAUACAUUUGGCCAAUAAGCUGGCUUCUCGUACGAAAGGCACUUGAGUGAAGGCUCAGAAAAACCUGCUUGAUUUUGAAAGAAAAAUGCUCCCUUGUUUUCCACUUUCUCUACAUUUCCCAACUUACCCAACUUUUGUAGUUCCAAAAGAUGUUCCUCAAAAUUUGUUGGAGACAAGUUGAUGACUUGCACAAACAAAUGCAAUAAAAUAAUAGUUUCUGUAA
Molecule: messenger RNA, 4170 nt
Organism: Hemiscyllium ocellatum (epaulette shark)
Lineage: Eukaryota; Metazoa; Chordata; Chondrichthyes; Orectolobiformes; Hemiscylliidae
Gene: map7b
Product: microtubule-associated protein 7b
Exons: 19
Coding region: 5-2278 (757 amino acids)
Biological process (GO): microtubule cytoskeleton organization
Cellular component (GO): microtubule cytoskeleton
Source: RefSeq, a predicted model, not a curated record